AUGUGGACCACUGGAAUUUUUGCAUAUUUCGGCGUCUCUGUUCUCGUAUGUGCAACGAGCAUCGACAGAAGUUUAGAGGACAAAGGCCGCGUUGAGUUUCUCAGAGCGCGUGAACUGGCGGCGCAACCCCGCUAUGGCGCGUGCUGGUCCCGCGCGCUGAAGUACAUUCAGUCAAGCUGCAGUCAGUUCAAUGAGGAUGUGCAGAGCAAAAUUGCGCUGUCCUUCACACACUGCCACCUGCAAAGGUCAGGUCGUGCUUUUCCAGAGUGUCCUGAAAAUAGUGACGUCAAAACAUGCACACAGGACAUGGACUCUGUUGCCUUCAACACGUACACUGAGUUUUUCACUCAUGCACAUAGUAUAUGUCAUUAUUUGCAGAGUGAACGCUGGCAACACAGAGCAGAAAACACCAUUCACAGGCUCACCGAGAGUUCAGCUGGGGUGGCGGAGCAGUUGACAUCCACCCAGCGGAUGGCAGAAGAUCUGGUUAUAGCCCAAAGCGCGGCGCUCAAGUCCCAGGAGACCAUCCUACGCAAUGGAGAAGAGCUAAAGAGCACGCUGCAGGACUCGACACAAGGUUUGAGAGAUGUGUUUGCAGAAAUGAGGCAUUCUGCUCAGGAGCAGCAGGUGGCGUUUGCCGAGAUCUUUAACCGUGUGGCUUUUCUCCAGAGCUUCAUCAUGUCCGAGACCCACACAUUCAGUUCCCUCUUCUACAACGCUCUGGGCAUCGUCGCCUCUUUUUUUCUGACCUCUGUGCAGCGUACAGCUGGUGCCAGAUUUUUUCUUUUCGGAAUCGUGGCUUUGAAUGUGUAUCUGGAAAGGAUGAUCUGUCGGAUGGUUUUGGAAAAUGAGGAUGAAGGUUAUCAACAGAUGGAGAGAAUCACCUUUUCAGUUGGAAUCCUAAGAAGAGCUAUGAUUCUAAUCGGUUGUCUCAUUCUGCUUUACUUCGCUCUGCGGUAUCGGAACAUCAGCAGAGAAAGUCUGGAGAUUCUGCGAGAGCUUAAGGAGACUCGCUCUGACCUUCAGCAGGCCCUCCAGAGAGCAGAAUGUCUGUCGACAUCUGUGGAUGAAUGGAAGAGAACCAGACGAAAUCGCUGGGAAUGCAAGCAGGAAGAUAGCGAUGGCAGUUUAGUUAUUUUACAUCCCUCUAGUGUUGUGAAUUCAGCUCUGUCGACAUUCUCGGGCUCUCGUGACAGCCAGCAUUGUGAGAGCUUUUCUCCAUCGCUGGAGACAAAGAGUACCACAGAACCCACGAGACGCAAGCGACGCACUUCAGGGUCUCGUGUGCGGCCGUCUGCCGCUGUGGUGUACAGUGUGCUGGUGGAUGAUGAUCAGGUGCUGUAAAACAACAUGAAUACAUUUGAACUAUUUUUUUUUUUAAAGAAAAUUCUUCUGUCAUGAUUGACCUAUAUGUUUCUCCAAACCCUUUUUUCCCUGUCGAACACUAAAUACAAAUUUAGAAACGGCACCUUUUAUACACAGAGUUCACACUGACCAAGUGUGUUAGGGGCCAUUCACACUAUGGAUGAUAAAUAUAACGAUUUAAAAUAUUUUUUGUGUUGUUUUUUGGCACUGAUCUAAGAUGACAACAUACUCGCAGCUUCUCUCAUCUCCCUCGACUUAGUGUCCCUUUUGCAAAACAUAAAACAUCAGCAGGUCAUCUGUAUCCGUCUUUGUAACCGCAACACAUGUAUGAGCUUAAAAUUAACACAACAUAAUCAUUAUCAAUCACCCGCUGG
Molecule: messenger RNA, 1739 nt
Organism: Triplophysa dalaica
Lineage: Eukaryota; Metazoa; Chordata; Actinopteri; Cypriniformes; Nemacheilidae
Exons: 8
Coding region: 1-1344 (447 amino acids)
Source: RefSeq, a predicted model, not a curated record